Messenger RNA from Notodromas monacha, 1029 nucleotides. The record is from the annotation of a GenBank genome assembly. Lineage: Eukaryota; Metazoa; Arthropoda; Ostracoda; Podocopida; Cyprididae.
AUGAGGGCAGCCAGGAUUUGUCCAGCUACCAGUGGUGUGCAUUGGGGAAUACGAAAACGCCUGCGGGAGCAUUCGGCGGCUUUGCCUCCCCCAACUCCUGGUCCUCCCGGCACCUCCACCUCAGGAAGUGCGGUCAUUCGCAGGAAGCGAGUGGGAGCAUCCGGAUGCGGAAGUCGUAUUCUUAACCGAGGUGUUCGCAGUUUCCGUUCGGAUCCCGCGUCGCCCCCGGAAAUGGAUCAAGCAAAAACCAUUCGCGCUCAGCGCACCAAGCGGAAAUUGAUCAUAUUCAGCACGUUCAUGACUUCUCUGCUGGCCAUGGCUUUAUUAGUGUCAUCAGCUGCUACCGACGUGUGGGUGACAGGAACCGCGAUUAGUGACAACCAACUCAAUGUCUCCAUGACGUCUAAACUCGAGGCAGACUACGGGCUCUUCAAGGGGCAGAUGAACGUGAUCAUCAACAGCUACAGUCAAGUGCACGAUUUGGAAACUUUUUGCAGCUCGGAAGAAAACGUUUGCUUCAUGGGCUGCUCCAAAUAUUCGAACAAGGAUCAAGAGACGCUUCUGAAUGCGUUACUUUACCAAGAAGUGGUGGAGCUAAGAGGAUCUUGCAGAUUGAAAGAUCCUUCGGAAGGCGGUGUUUACGAGACAGAACAACGUUAUAAUGCAACCGCGCAACGGGAAGAUUCCGUUCAGAACAAAGCAAAGAGAACAAAUCGUACUUUCAUCAACUAUGGGCUGUGGAUAUCAACCAUGAUUUUCUGGGCGAUAGCUGCAUUCGGCACGACCAUUUGUCUGGGUUUGGCAUUGCUCAAUACCAUCACUGAUCCGUCGACGACGUUUCUGUCAAGCUAUGCGCUGUAUUUUUCGUACCCAAUAUCAGCUGCCGGUGUGUUCUUCACAUUGGUUCUCGGAGGAGCGCAAUUCGGGACAAACAUAUCCGAUAACCUCAUGGUCCCUCCAACGUUGUCAGGGGAAUUUUCAGAGAGUUCAGCAUCUGUUGGAUAUUCAUACUGGUGCGUACCGAAAUGA